AUGGGUGACUUAACUGUCCACACCGUUUCUCCUGCAACUGUCUCUUGUAUGGAAACGGACACCAAGUUUGAGAAGAUCAGUAUUGGCCAACAUUCCUUGGUAGCUGUUGAACCUACUGUGUUGUGGAAGAAAGGUGGUCGCUUGCUCUCUGGUCUUCUGGGGUUAAAUGUGCUGCUGUUGGCCAUUGUACUUAUUAGCAGUGCUGCUUUCAAUGAUGUGGCACUGGUUGAAUGGCAACUACUCUCUCUUCUGUGCACUCUUAUGGGACUCACAGGUUGCUGGAUGGCGGUCUACCUGCUCUGGACAUCAAAAAAGGACCAUCACACAAGCCUAAAGGACUCCCAUGCUGGACCCAUCUGGUUGAGAGUUGGGCUGGCAGUUUUUGGGGUUUGCACAUUGCUUCUUGAUGUGCUGAAGAUUGGAAAAGCAGUCGGUCUGGUUCAGUGUGAAUCUCCUAUCCAAAUCAUCCAGCCAGUCUUUCAGUUCGUGUUCGUGGUGUUGCAGACGUAUUUCCUCUGGGUGUCCUGCAGGAACUGUGUUCAGAGUCACAUGAACCUUACCAGGUGCGGCCUCAUGUUAACUCUCAGCACUAAUCUAGCCAUCUGGAUGGCUGCGGUCACAGCUGAAUCUCUUCACCAAACGCCUAGUGCUAACAGCUCAUCUGGUGGUCACAGGAUGUCCAGAGCUGGUGGAGGAUCUGAUACCUGCGCUUGUAAUAAUCUGGCGUGCAAAACCUUCGAGACAGGAUAUUAUUACCUGUACCCUUUUAAUAUUGAAUAUAGUCUCUUUGCUUCAGCCAUGUCUUACGUGAUGUGGAAGAAUGUGGGCCGUGUAAUGAGUCAGCAUUCUCACCACACACAUCACUCCCUCUGUCCACAUAGACUUUUUGUGGGACUUAUUUGUGGGGUUGCGGUCCUUGUGGCAGGCCUAGGAGUCUUCAUUGUCUAUGAGCUUGAUGUUUCAUCGGAUGAAUCUAAGCCACAAGCACUUGAAAUGUUUUACAUCUUCAAUAUCAUAGCUCUCAGCCUGAUGUGUAUUAGCUCACUUGCUGGAACCAUCAUCUUCAGAUUUGACAAGAGGGGCGCGGACAGUCACAAGAACCCUACAAGGAACCUUGAUGUUGGUCUGCUGAUUAUAGCUGCCCUGGGCAAAUAUUGCAUCGCCUAUUUCUCAAUAAUAGCCAUUAUAGCCAAGUCUCCUGGUGACCUCAUUGAUCAUUUAAAUUUGGUAUAUUCACUGCUUAUGAUUUUACAGCACACCCUGCAGAACAUUUUCAUCAUAGAAGGACUGCAUAGAGAACCAUUCAGUAGUGGAUACUCGGGCCAUCGUAGUUCUGUAGCCAAUAAUGAGAGACAUGAAGUUUACAUCAAUCAAGCAGUUGCAGGUAUUCAGAGCAAUCACUUGGAAGCUGAACAUGGACACGAGUUGGAUUCAAACGCCAAUGAGGUUGUGGCACACUCCAUUAUAAAGAAUGCUCGAGAAGACUUGCGAAGAAAGGCCCUAAAGGAGAUCUGUUUAUUCCUCCUCAUCUCCAACAUCAUUUUCUGGAUCAUGCCUGCCUUUGGUGCUCGUCCAGAGUUUGACAAUAACAUGGAGAUGGAUUUCUACGGAAAUGCCAUGUGGCCCGCUAUAGUAAACAUUGGCCUUCCGUUUGGGAUCUUCUACAGGAUGCAUUCAGUCGCCAGCCUUCUGGAGGUCUACGUCAUUUCCUAG
Molecule: messenger RNA, 1713 nt
Organism: Bufo bufo (common toad)
Lineage: Eukaryota; Metazoa; Chordata; Amphibia; Anura; Bufonidae
Product: proton channel OTOP2-like
Exons: 6
Coding region: 1-1713 (570 amino acids)
Biological process (GO): proton transmembrane transport
Cellular component (GO): membrane
Molecular function (GO): proton channel activity
Source: RefSeq, a predicted model, not a curated record